This is a messenger RNA of Diaporthe amygdali, 1581 nucleotides long. RefSeq lists its product as uncharacterized. The record is from RefSeq and is a predicted model, not a curated record. The coding region runs from base 1 to 1581 and encodes 526 amino acids. Gene Ontology annotation, biological process: transmembrane transport. Lineage: Eukaryota; Fungi; Ascomycota; Sordariomycetes; Diaporthales; Diaporthaceae. The transcript has 2 exons. Gene Ontology annotation, molecular function: transmembrane transporter activity.
AUGGCCGACAACAAGGAGACGGCGGCUGACGUCCCCGUCGCCCACUCCCCCGUCAGCCCCACUGAGAAGGACACCACGGUCACCGCAGCUCCAGCGACGAACGCCAACCAUGCCGACGGAGCUAUUCCUCGCCCUGCAGGUUGGAUGUACAAGGGCUUCAAGCUGGGCAAGCGUGAGCUCUGGUAUGCGUCCCCCAAGGUGCAGCUCUUCAUGGUCGCCAUGGUCUGUUUCCUGUGCCCGGGCAUGUACAACUCCCUGACCGGUCUCGGUGGUGGUGGUCAGCUCGACGCCCAGGUGCAGGACCACGCCAACACGGCUCUGUACUCGACCUUUGCCGUCGUCGGCUUCUUUUCUGGCACCUUUGCCAACCGUCUCGGCAUCAAACUCACCCUCUCGCUCGGAGGCCUGGGCUACUGCAUCUACGCUGCUAGCUUCCUCUGCUACUCUCACACCCAGAACCAGGGCUUCGUCAUCUUCGCAGGUGCCCUGCUCGGUGUCUGCGCCGGUCUCCUGUGGACGGGCCAGGGGGCCAUCAUGAUGAGCUACCCGCCAGAGUCGUCCAAGGGUCGCUACAUUUCGUGGUUCUGGAUCAUCUUCAACCUAGGCGCUGUCAUCGGCUCGCUCAUCCCUCUCGGCCAGAAUGUCAACAACGCCACAGGCCCGGUCACCGAUGGCACCUACGCUGCCUUCAUCGUCCUCAUGGCCGUGGGCGCGGUCCUGGCUUUGACCCUGUGCAACGCCGACAAAGUCCAGCGAGAGGACGGCUCUCAUGUCAUCCUGAUGAAGAACCCCAGCUGGUCCUCCGAGAUCAAGGGCCUGUGGGAAACCAUGUACCUUGACCCGUGGGUCGUAACCCUCUUUCCCAUGUUCUUCGCGAGCAACGUCUUCUACACCUACCAGACCAACGACAUGAAUGCAGCGCACUUCAACACCCGCACCCGCUCUCUCAACAACCUGCUUUACUGGCUGGCACAGAUCUUCGGCGCCGUCAUCUUCGGCUACGCGCUGGACUUCCACAAGGUCCGCCGCAGCGUCCGCGCCAAGGCGAGCUUUGUCACGCUGGUAGUGCUCACUUUCGUCAUAUGGGGAGGCGGGUACGACUGGCAGAAGAAGCAGGCCACCCGCGAUGUCAUCGAGGCUAAAGAUGAGAACGGAGACCCAACGUACAAGGGUCUUGUGGACUGGACCGACGGCGGAGAGCUGUACAUAGGACCCAUGUUCCUGUACAUCUUCUACGGCUUCUUCGAUGCCGUGUGGCAGACGAGCAUCUACUGGUACAUGGGCGCCCUCUCGAACUCGUCGCGCAAGGCCGCCAACCUGGCCGGCUUCUACAAGGGCAUCCAGUCCGCGGGCGCAGCCAUCUUCUGGCGGCUCGACGGCCUGAAGAAGCCGUACAACACAAUCUUCGGUGCGACGUGGGGCCUCCUGGCUGCCGCGCUGAUCUUCGCCGCCCCGAUCAUCUGGACACGCAUCCAGGACACGGUGCCGGUCGAGGAGGACCUCAAGUUCUCGGACGAGACGGUUGCGGACGUCGCGCCGACAGACGCGCUCGGCAAGAACGAGAAGACAGUCGAAGUCUAA